AAAAUAUAAAACGGCUUUUGAGCCAACGUAUUGCGUAUUUGGCGUUGCGCGUUGAACAAUGGUUGCGGCUGCUGCCGACGUGCCAAUUACAACAACAACAUCAACAGCAACAAGAACAACAAUAGGCAGCAACGACGACGCAACAGCAGCGACGUCGACGCCAGCAGAGACGUCGCCGACAACGACGACGACGACGAGCAGCAGCAACGUUGAAAUUGCCGCAUUAACGGCAGCAAGUGCCAGCGGUUCACAAGCAGCGACCUCUAAUCUAAAUAAUAAUAAUAACAACAACCACGACGACGACAACAACAGCAGCAAUCAUAUUGAUAACAGCAGCAGCACCAACAGCAAUAACAACAACAACAUGUCCGAUGCAAGCGAUGCCGCCAAAACGACAACAACAACAGCAGCAGCAACAGUUGCAGCCACAGCAGCAGCAGGAGCAACAGCAACUUCAAAAAGCGCCGUUAGCCAACGCAAUGUGGACAUUAAAAUCGAGAAGACAAGCAACAUGGAGGCGGCCACACAGCAGCUGACCAAAAAGGUGCUCAAACUCGAUCUUGGCGGCAAAAACUUGGAUGAAUACUCGCUCAAGUCGCCAAAGUCACCAAUUGCAGCACGCUUGCCGCAUCAAACAUCAUUGACGUCAUCGGUGGACGUUGAGGAUCGGAAAACAUUACGAGAGGCCUUAUAUCAGGGUAUAUUCCAUCGACAUCGCCGCACCAUCUUCGCUGUGGGCAGCUUUCUGCGUAUGCUACGGAGUCGCAACUCUCAAUACAAUACCAUACGCAGCUCAUCGGAGGGUGAGGAUAUCGAUGAGUUUCUCAAGAUGCGUAAAUUACUCAAGUUUCCACAUCUAUUCGAUCGCUGAGAUGCAAAUCGCUAUGCGACAUUUACUACUACUAUAUAUAUUCUUAUAUAUUAUAUAUAUAAUAUGUGUUACAACUGAAAUAUAAUAAACUUUGCGAGAUUAGG
Messenger RNA from Drosophila sulfurigaster albostrigata, 975 nucleotides. Its product is annotated as beclin-1-like protein A. NCBI's taxonomy places the organism in Eukaryota, Metazoa, Arthropoda, Insecta, Diptera, Drosophilidae. Bases 59 to 871 code for a protein of 270 amino acids. The transcript has 3 exons. The record is from RefSeq and is a predicted model, not a curated record.